AUGAAUCAUGACCUGAGCUGAAGUCAGACGCUUAACUGACUGAACCAUCCAGGUGCUCCUGUGCACUAUGUUUCUAAGGCUUUUAUAACUUUCUCUUACAUUUUGUGGGUUUUGACUAAGCCAGAAGCACUACUAGGGCAUGACCUCUUUUUAAGGUUUUCAGACCACUCAGGUAGAAAAUUCAUGUAAAAGCUAAUUUGGGGAUAUUAUAUCUCCAGGGAGAUUUGUUUUACUCCCUCCCCCUCUCAAGUGUGAAAGGCAAUUUUCCUUGCAUUUUGUGAGUGGAUGGGGGAAGGGGGUAAAGUGGAUUGUUUCUAGUUCGUCCUUCAUGAACUUGAUGAAAAUACAGGUUUUCCACCACACGGUCCACUUAGGAAAGGGCUUUUUCUUCUUCCCGUCUACCCCCAAAUCUGUUUAUUUUACUUGGUUAAGCAAAUACUCUGAACCAACCUGUGCUUGCUUACCUUGCCAGCUUCUCAUUUUCCCUUCAUUUUGGGACUCUUGUAUGUGUCUUUCACUUAGCACAUCGAUGUAUUUUUGAAAACGUUCAUGGUAUUUGACAUAUCUUAAUGGUUUUCUGCAAGGGAGUUGUUCUAAGGCAUUCUGGGAAAGAAUUUACAGCCUGUACUGGCUGUGUCAUGCACGUCGUUCUCUGUGCCUUGCUUGCGGUUCUUUGCCCUGUAUUCGUGGGAGGUAAUGGCUAGAUUGUCUCAUUUAAUGGCAGCUGGGGUUUCUAAGGAAACCUAUGGAAAGUGUAUAGUCCAUCCUGGAAAAAUGCUCUAUGAAUACAAGCUAAUAUUGUAUUUUGAACUGAAAACGCACACAUUUGUAUGCCUCGUCCAUCCAAGCCCUCCAAGUCACAAACACUGGUGUAAGAGCAUAGUUAUUGUAAGACGUGGGGUUGAAAAGAAAUCUGCUUUAGUUUAUUGCGAUAGACUUAGUAAAAUACACAUGAACAAUGUCAGCAUGCUUAAAGUGUAUUUUAAAAUCCUCCUCGUUCAUAGAGAUUGUUUUCUUCUGAUCUUUGUAUUUUAAAAAUGUUAAAACCCCACGUAUUUAAGUUUGAACAUUUUGCCAAAAGAGGGCAGUAUUCACCCGCAGUAGCAUGAAAAGGGACUGAAAACUUACUGGAAAGGAGGCGAGUGAAUUUAUUUUUCCUCAUAAGGUUGAUAAAGUUUGACCAAACUAGACCUUCAAUGCCUAGAUUUGUCUGCCAGUCUGGUUCUCUGGGAUGGUUGCCCCAGUGGGACCAUCCCACAUUUUCAUGUGUUUUUCUAUUACUUUGACAUUUUUUUAAGUGCUAGUUCAGGGGGAAGAGUUGUUUGAAAACUUUAAGGAUAAAACCAAAAACCUUUCCCAAAUACCUGCUUAGAGUGACCCAAAAAGCACGUGUGUAAGGCGUGGUCAUUGAAGUCUGUCCCGGCCCGUGUCUCAGGGCCACUUCCCUCAGGGACCCGUGGCCGGUUAAACCCGAAAAAUGAGGCUCCGGCCGGCCGUGGGGCACCGGCCCCGAGGUGGCUCGGCCUUGUACUUUGCGCGUUUGUUUUUCUAUCAGCUUGUCCCCUCUGCGCGUUGGUACAGGAGUUCGCGGUGUAAACACACAGCCUUGAACGUUAACUAUUCAAGGAGGAAAUCGGAAGUAGCUGCUUUGAAUCUCAAGAGUGAGGUGCUUUGGGUUUCAGGAGUGGAAUGCGCAGGAGGCAACGAAACCGAUUUCUGGAAGCACGGGAAAACGUGAGCCUGGACCCGCGAAUUAGAACCCUGCCUGCCCUUUAGGGUUUGGCGAUAUUACGGGAUAAAAAGGAAAGCCGUUGUGCACUGGUUCAGUGCAUCACGAAUCCACUCGAGCUUCAGAAGGACAGACAGCUCGGGGCCGGAGGCCCGGGCUUACGUAACGCGCAGUGGAAGCCACUUUGGAAAAGCUUUACACUUGCGUUCCGCCGCCUGCGGCGCACGCUCGUUUCCCGAAGCGGCUCCGGCGGGGACGAGCUUCUCCGCGGCCCUCGGGGGGUGCGGCGCCCCCUAGAGGCGGCGGGCGCCCCCCGCCCUGUAACGUGAUCCCCCUGCUCCUGGAUUGGCCAGAAGCGGAGUUUUCCCCGGGAGCCGCUCGUAGCUGGGCUCCCAAGCCGGGCUCCCCACGACGGGCCCCGCACGGCAGCCGCCGCCGCCGCCGCCGCCGCCGCCACCGCCGCCACCGCCGCUUCGCUUCCGGCAGCGGAUGGAGCGAUGGCGCCCAGACUCCCCUGCUGGACCACUUGCUUCCUCCUGGUCGUGUGGUGCCCGCCCGCGCUCCCCUGCCCUAGCCGGUGCCUUUGCUCGAAGAGCACCGUCCGCUGCAUGCACUUGAUGCUGGAUCACAUUCCUCAGGUGCCGCAGCAGACCACAGUCCUAGACUUGAGGUUUAACAGAAUACGAGAAAUUCCUGGGAGUGUCUUCAAGAAACUUAAGAAUUUGAACACUCUUCUCCUGAACAACAACCAAAUCAGACAGAUUUCCAGAAAUGCUUUUGAAGGACUUGAAAAUUUACUUUACCUGUAUCUGUACAAGAAUGAAAUUCACGCCCUCGACAAGCAAACCUUUAAAGGACUCAGAUCCUUGGAACAGCUCUAUAUUCACUUCAACCAAAUAGAAACGCUACAGCCGGAGACCUUUGGAGACCUUGUGAAAUUAGAAAGACUGUUUUUGCAUAACAACAAAUUAUCGAAAAUCCCGGCCGGGAGCUUUUCUCAUCUGGAUUCAUUAAAGAGACUGCGUCUGGAUUCCAAUGCCCUAGUUUGUGACUGUGACUUAAUGUGGCUGGGGGAACUUAUGCAAGGCUAUGCCCGAAAUGGCCAAACUCAGGCUGCUGCUACAUGUCAAUAUCCCAGAAGGCUCCAGGGACGCUCCAUUGCUUCCGUAACCGUGGAGGAGUUCAACUGUGAGAGUCCCCGAAUUACUUUUGAGCCCCAGGAUGUGGAGGUAACAUCGGGGAAUACUGUCUACUUCACUUGCCGAGCAGAAGGAAACCCCAAACCGAAGAUUACUUGGAUACACAACAACCAUUCAUUGGAUUUGGAAGAUGAUACUCGACUUAACUUGUUUGACGAUGGGACACUCAUGAUCCGAAACACCCGUGAGUCGGACCAAGGUGAAUAUCAGUGCAUGGCCAGAAACUCAGCCGGGGAAGUCAAGACCCAGAAUGCCAUGCUCAGAUACUCCAGUCCUCCAGCCAAGCCUAGUUUUAUAAUCCAGCCCCAGGACACAGAGGUUUUAGUUGGCACGAGCACCACUUUGGAAUGUAUGGCCACGGGCCACCCACACCCCCAUGUUACUUGGACGAGGGGCAGCGGAGAGGCCCUGGAUGGAUCCAGGCACCUGGCUACUUCCGGAGGACUCUACUUGCAAAAUGUCACCCUGCAGGACCACGGUCGAUUUACCUGUCACGCCGCCAAUAAUCAAGGCUCUGUCCAAGCCACAGCGAACAUAAUUGUACAAGCUCCUCCACAAUUCACAAGAAUUCCCAAGGAUCAAAUGGUGCUAGAAGGACAUUCUGUAGAAUUUCUCUGUGAGGCUGAAGGCAACCCACCUCCAAUAAUUGCCUGGACCAAAGCAGGGGGGCAGCUCCCUCAGGAAGGUCCACAUGCAGUUCUCUCCUCUGGCACUUUGAGAAUUGACCACGCGGCACAUCAUGACCAAGGCCAAUAUGAGUGUCAGGCAGUCAGUCCAUUGGGAGUGCAAAAAGCGUCUGUCCAGCUGACUGUAAAACCCAAAGCUCUCCCAGUGUUUACUCAACUACCUCAGGACACGAGUAUACAGGUUGGCAAGAAUAUAAACAUUUCGUGUCAUGCUCGAGGAGAACCACAGCCCGUGAUUACUUGGAAUAAGGCAGGUGUUCAGAUUACGGAGAGUGGUAAAUUCCAUGUCAGUGGUGAAGGCGUGCUCACCAUCUAUGAUGCAGGGCAAGCAGACCAAGGAAAGUAUGAAUGUGUGGCUCGGAACUCAUUUGGCCUUGUUGCGGCCAACAUGUUUCUCACGGUCAUCGCAAUACAGGCUAGACAAGCUGGCGAUGACUUUGUUGAAUCAUCCAUUCUUGACGCGGUACAGAGGGUUGACAGUGCAAUUAACUCCACACGAAGACAUUUGUUUUCACAAAAGCCUCGCACCCCUGCUGAUCUGCUGGCUCAGUUUCGUUAUCCGCAUGACCCGUUUACUGUGGAGACAGCCAGAGCUGGGGAGAUUUUUGAGCACACGCUUCUGCUGAUCCAGGAACACGUGAAGCAGGGGCUCACCGUUGAUCUGGAAGGCAGAGAAUUCCGCUACAACGACCUGGUGUCCCCGCGCUACCUCAGCCUCCUCGCCAACCUGUCGGGCUGCACCGCGCACAGGCAGGUGCCCGACUGCUCGGACCUGUGCUUCCACCAGAAGUACCGAGCCGCGGACGGCACGUGCAACAACCUGCAGCACCCCGCGUGGGGCGCGUCCCGGACGGCCUUCGAGCGCAUCCUGAAGCCUGCCUACGACAACGGCUUCAACCUGCCGCGCGGCGCGGGCCGCCAGCCCCUCCCGUCGCCCAGGCUGGUGUCCACGGAGCUGGCGGCCACGGCCACGGUCACCCCGGACGACCGGUACACGCACAUGCUCAUGCAGUGGGGCCAGUUUCUGGACCACGACCUGGGCCACACGGUGCCCGCGCUGAGCACGGCGCGCUUCUCGGACGGGCGGCCGUGCAGCGCGGUGUGCACGAACGACCCCCCCUGCUUCCCCAUCCAGCUGCCCGACGGCGACCCCCGCCGCGCCCAGGCGGCCUGCCUGUUCUUCGCGCGCUCCAGCCCCGUGUGCGGCAGCGGCGCGACGUCGCCGGCGGCGAGCUCGGUGUACGCGCGCGAGCAGGCCAACCAGCUCACCUCCUACCUCGACGGCUCCAACGUGUACGGGAGCUCGGAGCGGGAGUCCCGGGCGCUCCGGGACCUGGCCGCGCCGCGGGGGCUCCUGAGGACCGGCCCGCCGUGGGCCCCCUCGGGAAAGCACCUGCUGCCCUUCGCGCCGGGCCCGCCCACCGAAUGCGGCGGGCCCGGGCGGGCGGGCCGCAGCCCCUGCUUCCUGGCCGGGGACCACCGGGCCAACGAGCAGCCGGCGCUCACGGCCAUGCACACGCUGUGGCUCCGGGAGCACAACAGGCUGGCCUCGGAGCUGCGCGCCCUGAACCCCCACUGGGACGGAGACACCCUGUACCACGAGGCCAGGAAGAUCGUGGGCGCCGAGCUGCAGCACAUCACCUACAGCCACUGGCUGCCCAAGAUCCUGGGGGAGCCGGGCAUGAGGCUGCUGCGGGGGUACCGGGGCUACGACCCCAGUGUGAACGCGGGCAUCCUGAACUCCUUCGCCACCGCGGCCUUCAGGUUCGGCCACACGUUAAUCAACCCGGUCCUGCAGCGGCUGAACGGCAGCUUCGGGGAGAUCCCCGAAGGCCACCUGCCACUGCACAAGGCCUUCUUUGCGCCGUCCAGGAUAAUCGAGGAGGGCGGGAUAGACCCCCUCCUUCGGGGGCUGUUUGGCACGGCGGCCAAACUGCGGGUGCCGUCCCAGCUGCUGAGCCUGGAGCUGACCGAGAAGCUCUUCUCCAGCGCCCGCUCCGUGGCCUUGGAUCUGGCGGCCACCAACAUCCAGAGGGGGCGGGACCACGGCAUCCCCCCCUACGCCGACUUCCGGGUGUUCUGCAACUUGAGCUCGGCGGAGAGGUUCGAGGACCUUCGGAACGAGAUUAAAGACGCAGGGAUUCGGCAAAAACUGAAAAAGUUGUACGGCUCUCCAGGCAACAUUGACCUCUGGCCCGCCCUCAUGGUUGAAGACCUGAUCCCUGGUACGAGAGUGGGACCAACACUUAUGUGCCUGUUUGUUACCCAGUUUCAGCGGCUAAGAGAUGGAGAUAGGGAGCUCUGCCGCUGCGCUGUCGCCGCUGGGCCCGCAGCUCAGGGCCCUUCUGGGAGCCUCACUGCACGCCUCUCCCUGCUGGCCACCAGGUUCUGGUAUGAGAACCCCGGAGUGUUCACCCCCGCGCAGCUCACUCAGCUGAGGCAGGCGUCCCUGGGCCGCGUGCUCUGCGACAACGGCGACAACAUCCAGCAGGUGCAGGCCGACGUAUUCGUGAAGGCGCAGUACCCGCAGGACUACCUGAGCUGCAGCGAGAUACCGCAGGUGGAUCUGCGCGUGUGGCAGGACUGCUGCGAAGGCUGUAGGAGCAGAGGACAGUUGAGAGCAUUCGCACAAGAGUCUCGAAAGAAACGCUCUGCUCAAUACAGCUAUCCUGACGAGCAAGAUAAGGACUUACGUGAUCUGAGUCGUGGGCAACAAGAUCACUUGUCCGUAGUUGGAGAUGGUAGAAAUGUGACGUUUCUGGCAAAAACAGAGUUUGCCCAAGAUUUCAGCAAUUUUGCAGCAGAAAUUCAAAAAACCAUCAAAGCUCUCAGAGAACAGAUAAACAAGCUGGAGGCACGCCUCAGGCAGGCGGGAUGCACGGAUGAUGAAGGGAUUCAGAGGAGAGACCACGAACACUGGAUGAAAGACGACUGCAUUCGCUGUACGUGUAAGGCUUCCUUUUCCAUAGACUGGAGUGGAUGGCAGCCCAGUGACUGCAGAACUGGGUUCACAGCAUCUUAGCCUGACCAGCACAGAAACUCUGCACCUGCUCAGGCCUGGACCUCCUUGACUGCCGGGAGUACUAAGUAACUAACAAAGUCCACCGGUUAUUUUGUUCUUGACUAACAAGCAACCUUCUGAAGAAUUUGCUUGGAGACGGAAGUUCCCAAUGAUCGCAUAAGUAGAGAAGGUUUUGCUUGACAUUGGCCUGUCCUUAAAGCACGUUACAGAUCAGACUCUCUGCACCUUGAGAAGACAUCUCAAAAUAAAAGGGUGAGAGUCCGUUUCAGAAACUAAAGCAUCUCAGAUGUGAUCAGUGACUCAGAAAUCUCAUCCACCUACCUCUUUUUUAAGACCUUUUUCAAGUUCAAAAGAAGAAAAGUAGUUCUGGGUGACCACCAAAGACAGUUUCGCUCACUUUUCCAGGGGGAGAUAUAUCAAUAAACCAGAUCAUAUUUGACCAUUUAAGAUUUUUAAAAGGUCUGAGGGGCGCCUGGGUGGCUCAGUCAGUUGAGCGUC
Messenger RNA from Felis catus (domestic cat), 7134 nucleotides. RefSeq names its product peroxidasin like (gene PXDNL). Gene Ontology annotation, biological process: response to oxidative stress. The record is from RefSeq and is a predicted model, not a curated record. The coding region runs from base 2227 to 6636 and encodes 1469 amino acids. Lineage: Eukaryota; Metazoa; Chordata; Mammalia; Carnivora; Felidae. The transcript is spliced from 23 exons. Gene Ontology annotation, molecular function: protein binding; peroxidase activity; heme binding.